This is a messenger RNA of Nicrophorus vespilloides, 2290 nucleotides long. RefSeq lists its product as uncharacterized. The coding region runs from base 339 to 1757 and encodes 472 amino acids. The record is from RefSeq and is a predicted model, not a curated record. The transcript has 6 exons. NCBI's taxonomy places the organism in Eukaryota, Metazoa, Arthropoda, Insecta, Coleoptera, Silphidae.
GCCUACUAAACGUAAAUAAUUUAAAAACAAUUAACACCGUUUUGAAGAAUUCCAAUUUGCAUAGAGAUUCAUAACUAAUUAGGAUCCGCACGAGUCGACCCACGUAUACAAUUUGCAAUUGAAAUAUGCAUUGUUUCGAGUUCUGGUUGCUUCCUCCCAGGGAUGGUAGUUCUUUGCGCCAUUUGCGCGCGUUUCGUCCAUCAUAGUUUUUUUUUAUGUUCGUUUGGGGAGGGGUGCUCUGAGUACAAACAGGGGGAUAUUUACUUUAUUAUUAAAUGCAUUCUUGAGAAACUUAUUCCGUUAAAAAGUUAAUUUGUGCAGUCAAGUAAUAAGUUGCAAUGAGUUGUGAUAAUGUGGACAUUCUCUCUGGUUAUUUAGAUGUUAAGAUUUCUGCCAGAACAAGGCGCGGUUUUACACCUUGGAAGGCUUGGCAAAAGCAGUGGUGCGAAAUUAAGAGGGUGGAUUGCAUUGAGAAUGGGGUUGAACUGAAAUUAAAGUCUGCUUUGGAUGGGAAUGUUUUGAGUGUGGUUCGUCUGCCAAGGUCCUCGAAGAUCUGCAGGACAGAAUCGAGGACCAAGCAGUAUUCUUUUGGGGUAUUUACAUUGGGGAGAAAUCAGAAACCAUUGCUCUUUUUAUCUGGGAACAGCGAGAAGGACAGUCAAGCAUGGAUGUCUUCGAUUAGGAAGAUGCUCUCAAUCGCCUCAUACCUGCCAGUUGGAGAAACGAAUUUUCAUGUUUCUCUUGUUGAUAAUAGUCAUUCAAGAACUGCAGGUCUGAUGGGUCUAUAUGGAGUUUUGGGUACGAAUUCUCAAGAAAUGGUUAUCAGUGAUCCAUGCACUGGGGAACCCAAGAUUACCUGGAAAUGGUAUCAAUUCCAUCAGUUCCAUUUACAAGCCAGCAGCAUAGCAUCAGAUGAAAAUCAAAUUUGCGUCAUGCAUACAAGCACUGAAUUCAUUGCUGGUCCUGGACAGUUGUAUUUGUAUUGCAAGCAAGCGCCACAGCUCCUUAACUAUUUGGUGGCUCGCGGGAAAAGGCCUAAACUGAAUGCAGGUCUUAUAAAUACAAGGAGAUUAAGUAGAAGUGAAGGAGAUCUGUGUGAAGCUUACAAUGGAAAAGAUAGUUAUCAGCCAGAUAGUCCAAUUUGUUUCAGGAGUAACAGUGGAAGUGAAGAUUCUGGUGUCAGGGUUUCACUUACUUCUGAAGAUUUUGCUCUGAAAAGCAAAAUGGCAGCUAGUUUGGUUAGUAUUGGUAUGGCUCUGUUAACUAAGACUCCUGGAGGUAGUGAGACUGGAGAUUCAAUGCUUGAUAUAACGUUAAGUGGAGAUGGAGAGAGCCCUUUGAUGAGGAGAGAAUCUGGUAUUUCGAUUGCGUCAGGUAUUUAUGAGGAAAUAUCGGAAACGCCACCCACCACGUCUCGAACUAAAGAAGUCGUGAAUCACGUGUACGAAGAUCCGGUCUUUGUCAGUUUGAGGAUCAAGAGUGUAAUUCCGCCGCCUCCGUUGCCGCCACGGCAAAAUGAAUUAUUAUUAUUAAGUGAAAGUAUGAAUGAGACUCCUUACAUAUCGAUGACUCCAUACAAACAACGUUGCAAUACGCUACCAGCGAAGGAUCUGCAGAGAAUGUCGCAGAUCUUCACCUCGGAUGAGGAAUACAUGGUAAUGUCUCCAACGAAAAAGACGAUGGACGCUAUGGAAACUUACAUACCAAUGACGAAAAUCGCAACAAACUUGGAAAGCUGCUACAUGGUGAUGAAAUGAAGACAUACAUAUCGAAACGAAGACUGUUUAUCCAAGACGUUUUUUAUUUGGCUCAACGAAAAGUACAAGGAAACAAUGCUCGCUCGCACAGAAAAAAAAAAAAAUAUUUUUCACGAAAAUUAUCGUGAAAGAUGAGUGAAAUUAAAUUAAAUAUGCCAAUCAUUUUGAUAGUGUAGCUUUUGUAAAGAAAAAGGAAAUUUAAUUACCGAUUUUUUAUAUGAACUCAUGCCUUCGCUUGCCUUUACUGUUGUUAUACACUCUAUUAUAUAUAUGAAUGGGUGCAAAGUAUACUUUUAAGUGACUUUGACAUUCUUAAUAUUGUUACUGACGCUACUGUCGAAUUUUGUUAAAUUUUUGCGUUCACCAAAAAGAAGGAAAAAAUGAAAAGAAAUACAAUUAGGUGAAUUUAGUCAAAUUAUUGGUGUAAUUAGCUUUCGUUUGAUAACACUUCUUCGAUUAUUUCCUCGUCAAUAUUAUUAUUAAGCUUUACAAUUAAAUUGUUUACCUUGUUAUCUUUUUACGUUAAUUUAUUU